This is a messenger RNA of Oreochromis aureus, 7528 nucleotides long. Its product is annotated as desmocollin-2-like. Gene Ontology annotation, biological process: homophilic cell-cell adhesion; regulation of synaptic transmission, glutamatergic; cell morphogenesis. The record is from RefSeq and is a predicted model, not a curated record. The transcript is spliced from 16 exons. NCBI's taxonomy places the organism in Eukaryota, Metazoa, Chordata, Actinopteri, Cichliformes, Cichlidae. Gene Ontology annotation, cellular component: plasma membrane; apical part of cell; postsynaptic density. Gene Ontology annotation, molecular function: calcium ion binding; cadherin binding. Bases 3539 to 6235 code for a protein of 898 amino acids.
UACAGGGACGUGGUGAGCUGCUGCCCCAAGAGAUUGUGUAGACUUUUUGUUUGUUUUGUCGUUUUUCCAGUUUCACUUUGAUAGGGAGUCAGUCGUAGGACUGCACAGUAGGUUUAACUGGUUCACUGCUGUUUUGUUUAUUUUAGCUGGUUACUGCCCUGAAGCCACACUAGUUUGUAUCUAAAGUAAAUGGAGUGUACUUAGGACUGUGAUUAUAUAUCUCAGUGUUGUUCACCAUCUUAAAAUUUACAACAGUUCAACCAUGGCAACAACUUAACAAUAGUAGGUGAGAUGUGAAGCUAGAUUCACUUUAGAACAAUAAACACACACACACUCACACAGACCAAAUUUACACAGAAAUACUAAUAGUAGGUGAUCUAGGAGGAGGACAGGGUGAAAGGGCAAAGUGCUUCUAGCCUUGUAUGACCCUUCGGUUCAGUGGACUCGAACAUGUGAGGGCUGUAAGGGUGGGUUACAGUUUGAAGCCACUGAAAACAUUUUAUAUGUUCUUCACACAAAAUGGGCCAAAGGCAAGGAAUCUCAGGUUGAAAUAAUAAUCUUCUUUUUUGACUGCUCCCCUUAAGGGUCGCCACUAUGGAUCAUCUGCCUCCAUCUCACAUUAUCCCUGUUAUCCUCCUCUCUCACACAAGCCCUCUGCAUGUCCUCCUUACACUAUAUGCAUGAAUCUGAUCUUCUUCUUUUCAUUUUCACACAUUUUUAUGCUAUUCGGAGUUCUCUCUGGCAUCGUGGAUUAUGGCCAUGGCAUUCCCUCAUUGCUCUCUCUAACCUUGCUUGAUUUGGAUUUAGACUACCUAUCCCAUGAAGUAAGAUUCACAACCAUAAUGCUGAGAAAGAAAUGCCAGAAAAAAAGGAAAAUUCCAAGAAUUUGGCUUGAGCCACCUGUAUAUAUUAUAUUAUCACCAUUUAUAUCUAGUCAUGACCACCUUGUUAUGUUGAUCCUGAUGUUUUGUGCCAUGUAUGCAUAUUUUUCACAACAAGCUAUACAAUAGGUUGUGAAAUAUGGUAUCACAAGUAGCAAACAUAGCUUAUGCUGGUAUUAUUUGCAAUGAGAAAUACUUUAACUGACUUUUUUUUUUUUUUUAAAUGUCUUAGUUAAUGAAUAGAUUGGAAAUUCUUGGUGGGGUCUAAGUGAAAUCUUGGUGGUGAUACAAGUGCUGGUUGGCCACAACUCUGAAUCCUGAUAGAUCUGUAGCAGCAGACUGAAAAACCAUUGGCUGUUACCAAGAAUUCCCUAUGACUUUUGGGUGGUAGGGAGCACCAAGGAGGCAAUAUAUCACAUAAUAUGGGGGAAUUAUGCAAUUGCUGUUUUUUUUUUUUUUUUUUUUUUUUUUACAUUUUUUAUAAGCAAUCAAUCAUUCAUUCAUUCCAUGGCUUUCUUAGUAUUCAAAAACACAGAGAGUGGUUUUGAUGGUGUCACAUGAUUUAUGACAGAUAAUAAAAAGCGGGAGACGGAAAAAACGAGACUCUUAAAUUAUGCAGUGCCAAACUAAAACUGAGUUUUGAAAUGCAGCAGAAGUAAGCUGACAACACUGAAACUCUGAGAAAAACAGCAACACUGAAACUUCUUUGGCCGAUCUGAGUGCAGUACACAUUCAGGAAUACAUAAAGAAGGAUAUUUCCUCAUGCAAUGAUCAAAUAACCGGUUGAUGUAUUAGUCCUUACGAACACAGACUAAUUCAACACCUCUAUGUAGACACAUGUGACUGCUCUAGGGGAAAAUCUUUGAGGAAAUCAUUUCACGUUUCAGAUUGACCAGUCUCGAGUACACGCUACAAAUCACGAAGGUAUUAGUAAUAAUGACUUUGGCAUUAGUGAAUUAAUCCUCAAAUGGUUUCACUAGAAUACUACUCUCCUACACGUGAUGACGCGAGUACUUUAUUUGAUACUCAUGCAAAGGGUGGAGAAAACUGGGUGUUGUUGCUGCUUUGGGUGGAUCCAGAAACUUGUGCUUUCAAAGCAGUGGUAGGAAACCUUGCAUGUGUGGGACUUGAACAUGUGUUAUCCACACCCAGUGAAGUGGCAGCUCAGAUACCCUUAUACUCCCUUUAUAAGAUUUUCACUUCCUUUAAAACACUGCAUCACACAACAUCCUGUCUUAGCUCUCCAGCAUUUACGUGGAGUCUUGGCAAAACACACCAUUUCGUAACAGAUGAGUUCAAACUAACAGAGAACUGCAGUUUGGGAGUAAAAUGCAUGAGGUCAUAUGGCAUUGACACCAAGACAUCUUAUGAAUUUCAUUUGAAGCUAAAAAAAGAAAAUGUCUUCCAAAGAAAGGUUACAUUUAGGUUUUCUCAUCACUGCACAACUCUGCAAAAGCAAAACUACAAUCUAAAAACAUCUGUUAUGAGUAAUCUUACCGGGAUACUGUGGGGGAUAUUUCAUCAGUAAUGAUUAAACCAGCUGAAUAACUGGAAAUAUGAUAGGUUUGUUACACACAGGCUUGUUUAGACUUUUAAUUCUGUGAACACACAGAAGCCUGAGUACGACAACAGUUAGCUUUUACUUUUUUUUAUCUUGGGAAUAACAUCGCAUGGGGUUUUACUGUGUCUGUUUUGCAUUUGCUGGUAAAGCCUUAAAGCCUUAAAGUCUUCAUUAUGUCCACGCCCAUGACUCCCACCGGCAGUCUUCCUGACAUUUUUCUCACCUUUCCUGUUGCAGACCCAUAUAUCCUGCUUUCAAAAAGCUCCUUUAAUUACAAUCUAACUAUUAAAGUAUAUCCAGAUGGACAUGCUUUAAACAACAUAGCUCCAUUGUUUGUGUCUCUUCACUUUUAUCAGCAGUUUAUAAAGAUUGUGAGCGUUUUGCUGUGAGAACCACAGCCUCUCCCACACCAGGGUUCAUUCGGCUCAAAUUCCUGUGGUGUUCAGAGAGGAGCUCAAGUGUGCUCCUCCUACAGAGUAGAGCUAAAGGAGAGAGGAGGACGUAGGGGUCAAUUUUCUGUGUAGACCUGGGACAAGUCUUGACAAAAGAAAAAAAAAAAGCAGACAGACCAGUAUUUCUUCAAAUAAGUGUACCUGCAGCAUGCGCUAGUGUUAUACGACUAUUGUUUUUACGUUAUAUGCAUGGAUUUAUACAAAUAAUGCUUAAAGCUUUAAUAACAUGUAUUUUAGCUCUUAUACUCCUGCUAAAACUCUUUAAGGGGAAAUAAAAGAGCCGCUUAAUGUCUUCUAGUAAAAGAGUAAUGUUUCCCCCUGCUGGCGGAAAAAAACGCGAAUAUCAGCAACUUUGAGGGAGUUGGCUUUCUCAGCAGACGCCAGCGAGCACAGCCCAAAGGUACUUCGCUUGUUUGAAAUUUCACUUGGGUGUGUCAUCAAAGGUGUGUCUGCUGACUCACCCAACAGCGACAGAUAGAGCCGUCUGAGAAAUCCUGCCUUUUCGCAUUGAUAGAGAAGUGAAGCAACAGACGAGACGAAACUCUCGAGUAGACCGGACGCAUUUGUUUUCUAUUACUCUCUGAAACACUAACCGGACUCUCUCUACUUGCACCCGGGACAAAGUCACGUUUUUUCUCCCAAAGAUGGGGAGAGUUUUAAUUUCCACCAUCUGCCUAAUGCUGAUCCUGCCCUGCGUGGAGUCGUGCUCUCUCCCGAGGUCUCUCUACGUAAUUGUACCUGAAACAAUUCCACCUGAAUACCAAGUAGCAAAAGUUGAAGCCGUCGGCUGUGAUGCCAAAUCAACGCAGUUAACUGUGAAGGACCCGAGUUUUACAAUAAAAAGUAAUGGAGCAGUGGUAGCUUUAACGUCUGUCUCAGUGGCCGAAAGAGGACGGACAUUUUCUGUGUGCGCUCAGGACAAUAGUGGACCGGAAAGUAAGAUGGAAGUUCACCUUGUCCGCAGUACAAUGCCGAUAAAACAUCAACGAGGCCAAGGCUUCCUGAGUCGCUCUAAAAGACGCUGGGCACCUCCGAACUUCAACGUAGUGGAGAAUUACGUAGGAUCCUAUCCAAAACUAAUCGAAAAGCUGGUGUCAGAUACCUCAGCCACAUAUAAUGUGUACUACACUAUCGAAGGAGAAGGAGUCGAUAAGUAUCCAACUGGAGUGUUCAGACUGGACAGAAACACAGGGGAUCUGUUCUUGCUCAAAUCAGUGGACCGUGAGGCCUUCCCAGAAUAUAAAUUUGUGGUGCGUGUUUGGGACAAGAUCACAAAUCAGGAGACAGAUGAGAAUCUGCCUUUGAAAGUGGUUGUAGAUGAUGUAAAUGACAAUCCACCGGAGUUUGUAGGUUCACUACAGUUUACGGUUCCUGAGCACUGUAGUGUAGGGACUGUGGUGGGAAAGGUGAAUACAACCGACAAAGACCAAAUUGAGACUGACCAUGUGAAGAUUAAGUAUACACUCCUAACUGGAACAGCCAUGUUUGCCAUUCAUCCACAAACAGGUGUCAUCACAACAACAACCAACACCCUAGACAGAGAGUUACAAGACAAGCAUUUAGUGAUUGUAAAAAUCCAGGAUAUGAAUGGUGCAGCAAAUGGUCUGGUUGCUACAUCAACAGCAACAAUUGUUCUGAGUGACAUCAAUGACAACCCGCCAAUCUUCAUGAAAACAUCUUAUGAUGUCGCUGUGCAAGAGAAUGAAAGUGAAAAACUUCUACUUCGAAUUCCAGUUCAAGAUAAAGAUUUGAUAAACACACCAAACUGGAUAUCAAAGUUUGUCAUUACUCAAGGAAAUGAAAAUGGAAAUUUCAGGAUUGUUACCGACCCCCAAACAAAUGAAGGGCUUCUGUACGUCUCAAAGCCAUUAGAUUAUGAGAAGACCAGCAGUGUACAGCUUCAGAUCAUGGCACAAAAUCAAGCACCGCUGAGUGGCAGCAGCGCCAGUUGGAACUCCAUCCCUGUGAAGGUCAAUGUCACCAAUGUUGAUGAAGGCCCAGAAUUCUCUGCUCCUUCGAUCCGCUUCAAUGUCAAAGAGAACACACCAAAUGGCACAGUGAUAGGAACUUAUACAGCUACGGAUCCUGAGACCAAGAGCAGCAAAGGCAUCAAGUAUUACAAGGUGACAGACCCGGGCUCCUGGAUCAAUGUCGACAAAGACACGGGAGAGCUGAGGGUGGCAAACACAAUUGACAGAGAGUCGCCGCUUGUUCGCGAUGGGUUUUACAACAUCACAGUGAGGGCUGUUGAUGCUAGCUCCAAGUCAGCAACAGGAACAGUUGUCAUUUGGGUGGAGGAUGAAAACGACAACAUUCCUACAAUUCCUAGUGAGCUCACGUUGUGUCAGAAGGAUGGAGAGCUCGGCUCUGUGGUGGUGGUGGCUGAAGACAAAGAUCAGAAUCCCUUUUCGUCUCCAUUCACCUUCAGUUUACCAAAUAAAAACGAUGGCACAUGGUCUGUGAAAAGUCUUAAUGACACAGCAGCUACAUUGGAGCAGCUCCAACCGCUUUAUUUGGGGAUGCACACCGUUGACCUGACUGUUACAGAUCUUCAGGGCAGUGGCAAAACACAGACAGUGAAUCUGAGAGUCUGCAAGUGCAAGAAUGGCGUCUGCCUUGGCAAGGACAGGUCUGUGUCGCUCGGACCGCUGGGAAUACUGACUCUGCUGUUGCCUGUGGCUCUCCUCCUACUGCUCUUCCUGCUCCUUGCAUUUUUCUGUCUAACAAAGAGGGAGAAGUUGCAACUUGACGAUUCAGCAGACACUGGAGGAAUCCUACUCAAAUCCAACACGGAGGCCCCAGGGGACGAAGUGGAUGCAAGUCUCAUCAAUGGUCCCCCCUUUGAGAUUGACCAAGCAGUAAAGGGUUCUGUUAAGGGUGUAAUGAUGAAUCCUUCGUGGAUCGGGAACAAGAGUGGAAGCACUAUUGGAACCCUUGGUGUUCACGAGAAUGGGAUGCAUGGAAGGACUGAUAUUUCUGCAGCUAAUGUGCAGGAUUACUAUACCGGCCAGUAUGACAUGACCAUAGAUCGUCAAUCCUAUGGUCAGCUUGUUGGUAGUGGUGUAGACUUUGACUACAGACAACACAACAUGGACCCAGCUCUUCUGUAUACUUGGGAAACAAAUGGCCGCUAUCUACAUCAGAAAUUGAACCAAAUGGGAACAGAGGAGGAUGGGCGAUACGCAGACGAUAUCAUCCACGCCUACGCAUUCGAGGGACGUGGCUCUGUAGCUGGCUCUAUCGGAUGCUGCAGUAAUAAUAAUGACAACGAUAACCUUGACUUUCUGAACACACUCGGACCAAAGUUCAAAACUCUUGCAGAGGUCUGCAGAAAGACAUGAAAAGUGACACUCCAGAUAAUAUUGUUUACUUUAAGCUGUAAAAGAUGCAGAUUGGGUGUGAAUGCUUGGCGUGUUAUUGGGGUAAGAAUGUAAAAAAGGAACAAGCAGGUGGUGCUGGUGUGUAUAUGCUAUUGCUCUUAGUUGCUUUAUUUCUUUGUUUUUGUUAUUUUUUUUUUAAAAUUUUUUUAUUUUUUUAAUGUAGUCAUUUGCACUGAAAAUGAUGUAGAUGCUGUUGGUUGUGCAUACUUUAUGUUGUAUGUCAAUAGCCGCGUUUCCACCACAGGAACCCAGGGACUGCAGUCUUUUGGAGGUUUGUACCUCAGGAACCAAGGUCUAAAUUAAGUUCUUGGAAAAAUGAUUUCAUAUCUUUAUAUUUUUGGAGGGUAGCACUUUGUAACACUUCAGGAGCCUUUGGUGCAGGGAUUGCAGUGUUUCUGGUUGGAAAGCAACUUUUCAUAAAAAUCACACUGCCUUCAAGGUAUACCACAUAAAUUGUUGGUAAUCAUUAACUUAAACUUACAUCAGAGAGCAGUGGAGGGAGAUGGGCAACAACAAAACUGGUGUUGCUUUUUCAUAUUUAAUUGCACAAUUCUGCUUGAGCUUUGUGGGUCUGAAGACAUUGCUGGGAGUACAGACAAAAAAAGCUCUCGGGACGAGAAGUUCUUGUUAAUUUGGUUUGAAAUGCGGCUACUGAGUAAUAGCAUGUUUGUCUUUCUAUCAGUUAGUAGGAACUUUGUUUGUUUUUUUUGUUUUUUUUAAACUUUGUUUAUUAAUCGUUACCUGCUGUUAAAAAAAAAAAGAAAAGAAAAAAAAGCAUUUCUAUUUCAGUCAUGUUGCUGUUUUUUAUCUUUAUUGAAUUUCAGGCUUUGCCGAUAUUUUUGAAGUAAGACAAAUAAUGAAACAAAAUAACAUUUUCUAAUAUUUCACAAUAUUUAAUGUAAAACUAUACAUUCAUAAUGGUCUAUUUUAAACAGUGUUGAUUUAAUUUCGCACAAUUUCCUAAUGCCACAGAAAUUGUGUGUAACCAUGUUUUACUUCAAAUCCCUGACUGUCAGAUGGGUGCGGUUUGAGCUCGCUGUCAGUCAGGUUAUUGCAACAUUCCCAACAGUAGUCCUGUUAAAAUCUGCACAAGGGUGUGAACCAGAGGGGUAAGGUGUUACUGACACUGCCUGAAACUAAAUGUAGCUGGCCUCCCAGGAAAAACCCAGUCAAAGAACUGUGUAUACCUUACAUGUAUAUUAUGUGGUUAAGUUGUAAUUUGACAUUAACAUUAAAGAGUGUUGUUUAAUUUUU